GGCCCUUCCCCAGCCUGUCCUUGGUUCCUCCCCGCCCUCCUUUACAGCAUGUUCCGCUUUGUCCGAAAUCUCCAGUGCGUCCAAGGCAAACUCCGAGUUAUCCAAGGCUGCCAGCUAUUUGCAAAGAACUCGCUCCCGGCCGCUGCUGCUGCAGUCAGUAAGAGGAUGGCAAGUUCUGACGGAUACAGAAUAGAGUAUGAUACCUUUGGUGAACUGAAGGUGCCAAAUGAUCGAUAUUAUGGAGCCCAAACAGUGAGAUCAGUGAUGAAUUUUAAAAUUGGAGGGACUUCUGAGAGAAUGCCAAUCCAAGUGAUAAAAGCAUUUGGGAUUUUGAAAAGAGCUGCCGCAGAAGUGAAUAUGGACUAUGGCUUGGACCCAAAGAUUGCACAUGGUAUUAUGAAAGCAGCAGAUGAGGUGAUUGCUGGAAAACUGGAUGAUCACUUCCCUCUGGUCGUAUGGCAGACUGGCUCUGGAACGCAAACUAAUAUGAAUGUAAAUGAAGUUAUCAGCAACAGGGCAAUUGAGAUUCUUGGAGGUAAACUGGGCAGUAAAGAUCCCGUCCAUCCCAAUGACCAUGUGAACAAGAGCCAGAGUUCCAAUGAUACAUUCCCAACUGCCAUGCAUAUUGCUGCUGCAAAGGAGGUUCAUGAGGUACUCCUGCCCGGUUUGCAGAAGCUCCAUGAUGCCCUUGACGCUAAGGCCAAGGAAUUUGCAGACAUUAUCAAGAUUGGCCGUACACAUACACAAGAUGCAGUACCUCUGUCUUUAGGGCAGGAAUUUAGUGGCUACGUACAGCAGAUAAAAUAUAGCAUGGAACGGAUUAAGGCUGCAAUGCCAAGGAUAUAUCAAUUAGCGGCUGGUGGAACUGCCGUGGGAACUGGAUUGAACACGCGGAUAGGAUUUGCAGAGAAGGUGGCUGCCAAAGUUUCAGAAUUCACAGGUUUACCGUUUGUCACUGCGCCCAAUAAGUUUGAAGCACUUGCUGCACACGACGCUUUGGUCGAACUGAGUGGUGCCAUGAACGUUGUUGCCUGCAGUUUGAUGAAGGUGGCCAAUGAUAUUCGUUUUCUGGGAUCUGGACCUCGCUCUGGUUUGGGGGAGCUUAUUCUGCCUGAGAACGAACCAGGGAGCAGCAUCAUGCCUGGUAAGGUGAACCCUACUCAAUGUGAAGCUGUUACCAUGGUAGCUGCGCAGGUCAUGGGAAAUCACGUCGCUGUCACUGUUGGUGGAAGUAACGGCCACUUUGAGUUGAAUGUGUUUAAGCCCAUGAUGAUUAAAAAUGUGCUGAAUUCAGCACAAUUGAUUGGAGAUUCCUGUGUCUCCUUCACAGACAAUUGUGUGGUUGGAAUUGAGGCCAACACUGAAAGGAUUAACAAGUUAAUGAAUGAGUCACUAAUGCUGGUGACAGCACUUAACCCACAUAUCGGUUAUGAUAAAGCAGCGAAGAUCGCCAAGGCAGCCCACAAGGAAGGCACAACGUUAAAAGAAAUGGCAGUCAAGUUAGGAUUCCUUACAGCAGAAGAGUUUGAAAAGUGGGUUAAACCACAGGAAAUGCUGGGCCCUAAGUAAUUUUUACCAUUCUUUCGGCUCCAAAUGUUACAUAAUACUGGGAAAUAAACAUUUUGCAAAACUUCUAAUUGCUAUUCUCCUGUGCAAUCUUUGUAAUUUAGCAUAGAAAAUAUUAUAGUGAGUGUGCUAUUUUAGAAAUGAAUGCAUGGUAAAGAGCAGAAACAGAACUUGAAAUAUUCAAUACUUUGACUUAUGUAGUAAAUGCUGCUAAUUGAAGAAGUCCAUUUGGGGCUGGGUCUUCUACCUCGUGAACUGCAUUUCAUAACAGCCAACUUGUCCAAUGCCUGCAGAAAAUAUGAUGAACACUGCUUCUGAAAUUACUUUCACGGUCUACAAGGGAACUGAAUUUUUGUACCAGAUUUCAACCCCUGAGUUACUCUUACCAAGCUAAUAAUGCAUACUUCUAACUUGACAAGAAUCUGCAAGAUUCACAAAUAACAAAGAGAUAUGGUUCUGCUGUGCCCAAUUCACCAGCUUGCCAAAAUUUUGUUUAAGCCAUCCAAAGUCAGCAAAUGAAAGUAGUUUGGCGUUUCUCUUUGGAUCUGCAUACUAGUGGCCUAAUUGUGAAAGCUGGACAAGUGGUGUCACACUUGUGGUCUUAGCGGAUGCGUUGUGAGGGAGGUGGGGAAGUACAGGCAGAAUUGAACAUCCCAUGUAGUUGCUUUUUUCAUUCCUAUAACUGUUCCAAUAGGUAUUGUAUUUCCUCUAUUUUUUAAAAACCAAAGAUGAUGAUGAUCAUUAUGUGCCAUGUCAUAUGAUAUGUGUCAUCAUGGUCUUUGACCAUGACUGUUCUUGGCAAAUUUUUCUGCAGAAGUGGUUUGCCAUUAUCCAUCCUAUUCACAGAUUGCCUGCCGUCAGUGGUCGCAUAUGAUGUGGACCAGGUGGUCAUACUAGCAUCUACCAUCUGCUCCCAUGGCUUCACGUGACUCUGGUCAGGGGUGGGGGGCUAAGCUGGUGCUACACCUUCCCCCAGGGUAAGCUGCAGGCUAGCAGAGGGAAGGAGCGCCUUAUAACCCCUUUGGUAGAGAAGUAUCUCAAAAAACAACUAAAUUUCUGAUGUUUUUUCCCUUUCGCCUGGGGAUAAUAUGAAGAGACAGUAACCAUCACAAACUAUGCUUAUAAAAUAAACACCAUCUUGAAAUCAUAUUCUAUGGAACAAGGCUUUUGAACCCAGUGGCAUUCAAACAGCUGUCUGAUACCUGUCCAGUAAGUUCCAUUCCUUACUCAUCCCCCACCUUUGGGAAUCCAUCAAUCAAUUAAUCCUUGCUCUCUUGCCACGACGUUUCCAGUGAUUUUUGAUCGCUUUUGCCCUAUCCCUUACAAAUUACACUGAUUUCUGAUGGUUGCUAUCCUGCUCUGCUCUCUCUUUCCCUGCCUAACUUCAUGUUUGCAUUCUCAACAUCACAGCAACGACACAUUGUGACUUUUAUUUGGCUGCCACAUCAGAAUAUUUUUAGCAAUCUCACAUAUUCACUCUAAACUUGGGAUGCCAAAUUACAUAAUGGUUCGGAAUACCGUAUAAUGUUCCUUAGCGUCUGGCUUGACCUGUUUGUUUAUCACAGUCUAGCAUUGUUCUAUUCGUCCAUAUUCCAUGGACUUUGCAGCCUCUAUUGUUCUGUGAGGUGAUUAUUUUAUAUCCUAAAUAAUGGAGAAUUGCUCAACCAAGUGUGAUGUGAAAUACCAGGACCUAGGAGAUAUACUACAAAUAAUGUAACUUAUGGAUGAAAACUAGGUGCAUUCAUUAAAAUAAUUUUUUCUUUGACUAUUCGAAGUAACUGUCAAAUAUAUUUUCUGGAAAUGUAACUAGGUAAGAGAUACAAACACCUAAACAAUGUAAUCAUUAUUUGCAAACAAUGUGAUAGCUAUGAUCUGUUAUAUUUUGAGAAAUAAAGUCAAAUAAAUGAC
Messenger RNA from Hypanus sabinus (Atlantic stingray), 3474 nucleotides. RefSeq names its product fumarate hydratase (gene fh). Gene Ontology annotation, molecular function: fumarate hydratase activity. Gene Ontology annotation, cellular component: mitochondrion; tricarboxylic acid cycle heteromeric enzyme complex. The record is from RefSeq and is a predicted model, not a curated record. Gene Ontology annotation, biological process: malate metabolic process; tricarboxylic acid cycle; fumarate metabolic process. The transcript is spliced from 10 exons. Lineage: Eukaryota; Metazoa; Chordata; Chondrichthyes; Myliobatiformes; Dasyatidae. The coding region runs from base 49 to 1569 and encodes 506 amino acids.